Molecule: messenger RNA, 7089 nt
Organism: Symbiodinium sp. CCMP2592
Lineage: Eukaryota; Dinophyceae; Suessiales; Symbiodiniaceae
Source: the annotation of a GenBank genome assembly
AUGUGGGUUCAUGGUGGCUUCACUGCCGCCGAGGGGCCUAACUCCGCAGUGAGCGAAGUCUGGUCCAUCGACCUCGAGGCUCGACCUCUGGUUUGGUCGGAGCUUCCGGCUAGUGGUAGCCUCCUGGCGCGUGCCGGUCACAGUGCCGUUGUCACAAACGGAGCCCUGUGGUUCUUUGGCGGGGCCACGGCUUACUGGGAAAGGCAUGACGUGAUGUCUUGCAUUGAUCUUGAGGCUGUCCCCCCACGUCAGGGCAUCUUGUCCAUGCCUGAAGGGCCAGGUGCUCGCUGGCAACACGAAUCGGUGGUCACAUCUGGACUCUUGGUGGUUUUUGGGGGAUGGGUGAAUGAGCGCGAGAAUGAUCUGUGGACCUUCAACAUGACCUCCAGCAGUUGCACUUGGGCCACACAGGAGAGGCCGGAGAUGUGGACGAGAACCUCCCUAGUUCCUCGUCCAAGCAGUCGCAAUGCACACAGCGCCGCCCUCGGGCCGAAUGCUUCGAUGUGGAUCUUUGGCGGCUGGGACGGCAAUACCGUUGGGGAUCUUUGGUCUCUUGGCCUCGAGGAUUCGCCCAUGGAGUGGAUGCAGGCUUCUGUCAGCAGCCCGGGAUCAUUCUACAACCCAGUCACUGUUGUAACGGAGAAUCUGUUGUGGCUCUUUGGUGGGUAUGGUGACGGUCCGCAUUGCGGUGGGUGGAGCAACCAACUCUACUCGAUUGAUCUCUCAGCCUCGUCACUGGCUUGGACAGAUCACGGAGGGUACGGGUAUCCACGCAACAAGCACAGCGGCAUCGUCACAUCGACCGGAGUGAUGUGGGUGUUCGGCGGUAACUUGUGCCGCGAGUAUUAUUCCACCGACGAUGUCGGACAUUUCAUCUCUAUCGACCUACGGGCACAGGUCAUUAGCUACACCAGCCACUCUAGCUACAACGAGCCAUCUUGGCGAAAAGAGCACAGCGCUGUCGUCACAGCCGCCGGCGUGAUGUGGUUGUUCGGCGGGGACGAUGAGAGCACUAGAUUGUCCGACCUGUAUUCCAUCGACCUCAACGCUUCACCCAUGGUUUGGGCACAGUACGUAUUGGUGGGCCCUGCUCCGCGCAGUGGACAUAGUGCCGCUCUCAGAGGUGGUGAGAUGUGGAUCUUCGGUGGGCAAGCCAACGACGGCAGUUACUAUAAUGUCCCAUGGUUCAUCGAUGUCGAGGCCACGACGCUGACGUGGGUGGAGGUCUUGUCGAGUGGAUCGGAUGUCCCGAUGGGGCGCCACCGCGCGAGCACCGUCAUCGCUGCAGGUGUUCUCUGGGUGCUCGGUGGCUGGGGUUCUGGUGGAUUGAGCCAGGAUGAUCUCUGGUCCAUGCAGACCCAGAGCACCACCACCAGCACAACAAGCUCCUCCAGCUCGACGACAAGUACCCACUACGUCCCUUGCCCAGCUGGAAGCUACAAGAUGAUUUCAGAUGCUCCCUGCGAGCCAUGCCCCAUCGGAAAGUUCAACAGUGAAGCAGGGGCACUUUCACCGGAUGCAUGCCAAGACUGCCCAGUGGGUUCCAUAACAAAGGACGAAGGAGCGAAUCACCUGGAUCUCUGUGUCCGACCACUGGACACACACAGCCUGGAGUGUGUUUCUGGCCAGGUCUGCGCUGUGAGCCUCAACGGAUUCAGCUUGCAAGCUGGCCACCAACUGGCGAUGCUUUCAUCUGGCUGUACCGCUACGGCGCUUCAAGUACCAAACGUGCCCGAUUCAGGGGUAUCCAAGCCAGCAACCCAGGAGGGCCGCUUCUAUGUCUGGGGGGAAAAUUCCGGGGCAGAUUUCACCCCGGAAGGCGGCUAUUACAGCCUCUGCUGGUGUCCGAACAUGCACGAUCGGAUGUGUGCGGAGCUGCAAGAUUUUCAGUUCCCAGCCGGGCAGCUAAAGGUGUCCGGGCCCCUGAGCAAUCAUUUCUUCCAAUGUGCCCGUGGACAAGAUUGCAAGGCUCUAGGGCCGGUACAAGGGGUGGAUCUCUCCACACAGGACCAGGUCUCGAUUCGAUCUGACGGCUGCGGAUCUGCAGGCAGUGCAGGCCGUGCCAUUGCGGUUUCUCCUGCCAACAAAGACGGAAUGGCGCACCUGGAGGUAGUUGAUGAGCCCUUUGCCGGUCUUGCACUUUCCUUCGGCAUCUCCCGUCUGCAAGAAGGCAUCGACCAUCGCCUAUUCUUGGAUGCUGACGUGGUUGGAUACGAUCUCUGCUGGUGUGGCUUAGAUAGCUGUUUGUUAGAAGACUAUGUUGUUCCGCUGGGCAGCCUGCAAGUGGACGGACCACGUGCGAACCAAGAAGUGAGUUGUUCAGUUGGACAGCUGUGUUCAUUGAGGGACAUCCAGUCAGUUCGUGCUCAUGCAGGUGACAGGGUCAUGGUCCUGACUGCCUGUGGCACUGGAUACCCCGUACCAGGCUUCCCGGGCAGUGGCAUUGCCGAACUUAACACCGAUGAUUCCGACGAUGCUUUUUUUGAGCUUCUGGACGCCACCAACACCUCGCAGAUCUUGCAGUCUCCGGCGGGGAUUUUCCGGCUUUGCUUCUGCCGGCCCAAAGCCGAGCCGGAUUCGGAGGCAUGUGAGACGCCCAGCGGCUUCGCAGCGCCCGUGGGCCUCAUGGUGGUGCAGGGACCCUUCGAUCAGAGCACGGCUUGUAACGCAGGGCAGCUUUGUGCACUGUCGUUGGCAGGGAUGGCAUUGACGGAUCAAGACAAGUUGCUCCUGACACCUCAUGCCUGUGAUUCGCCUGAAGUCAGUCUAGCCGUAGGCCUGCCUGGCUACGACGCGCUCCAACAGCCAGUGAGCUUGGAAGAAGUUGGCAGGCGUUUGCAAGCCUCCCUGGGAAAGCUUCCUCUGGAGAUCCGCCCCGGUGUCUACCACGCAUGCUGGUGCGGAGCAGGCUCAGCCUGCACCUCAUUAUCCUCCUUCCGUGCCGCAGCGGGCACGCUAAGUGUGAACUGCCCUGGGGGUUAUUUCUACGCCAGCGAGCAGAGUCCAUGCCGUCUGUGUGGCCGAGGGUUCUACUGCCCCGGCGGCAGCCGAAGUGUCGCUGCCAGAGUACCAUGCCCUGACGGCGAGACCACCCUCUCCGCCAACUCGUCCUCGCGCGGCGACUGCGUGUGCGCGCGUGGCCAUCAGUUCUCGUCUGGCACAUGCGUUGUCUGCAAGAGAGGGUUCUACAAAGCUGAUGAAGGUAGUUCGGCAUGCUCGUCCUGCCCUGCAAAUUUCACAACGUACCUGGUGGGUUCCAUCUCCAACUCCUCUUGUGUCACAGUUGAAGCUUUAUCAGCUGAAGUAGCCGCCGGCAAUGACACCGUAUCAAGCAUUGCUACGGUGGCCUUCGAACUGUCUCUUCGGAUUGUUUCGGGUGAUGUGAGUGAUCUGUCAGAUAGCGAAAUGCGCAUGCAGUUGAUCUCAACACUUCGUCGGAGCAUCUCCACAUCCACUCGGAUGCCCGCCGCGGCCAUCGAUAUCACCUUGGCGGCUUCAGCUGCAAGGCGUCUGUCUCAGAUCAGCUUCGUCAGCGUCGCCCUGAAGUACCCCUCCCAGUUGCUUGCAAGUGAGUCAGCGGAGGAGCUGGAGGUGGACACGAUUCUCGAUGGUGUCGGCGUCGACUUGCAGUCCAACUUGGGCUUGGCAGGCUUAGCAUUUGAGGUGGAAGCGAUCUCACAGCUUACUGUGUCCUCGUUGAUCGUCACAUGUCCACCGAACGAAGUCAAACCACCAGGAGCUGUUGUGUUGCAGCCGAGCGAUUGCAUUUGCAGGCCAGGCUAUGGUUACGAUGCUAGUUUUCAGCGCCUGGAAGGGGCUUGUAUUCCCUGCGCUUUGGGAGAGUACAAGCUCACCGUAGGUGACAGUGCCUGUGUCAAGUGCGACCCAUUGAAAUCCACUCUCUUACCUGGGGCCUCGUCGCCGAAUCAGUGCAGGUGUCAGGCAGGGCUGUAUGACGAGGCUGGCCAGUGUAGACCUUGCGAGGUUGGCAGCUUCUGUGAUGGAUCCGGAGUCGCAAAGGUCUGCAAUGCGAACUCCACUACGACAGCCGGAGGGUCGCGCUCAAGUCAGGACUGCAUCUGCGAGCUUGGGCACCAGUACAAGGCCUCAGACGAAUCGUGCGAACCAUGUCCGAGAGCAUUCUACAAAGCCAACCUUGGGAACGCUUUCUGCUCAUCCAAGUGCCCUGCCAAUGCAGACAGCAAGCCCAGCGCGUCCUCACUAGCCGACUGUUUCUGUAUGGCUGAUCACCAUGCCAUCCUGGACGGUAGCGGCAACCUAGACCGCUGUGCCUCUUGUGGUUUUUAUGCCGGCUUGGAAUGCCCUGGCGGCUUCGAGCAGGGACUCCACGCCCAGCCCCGGGCAGAGGAGGGCUUCUUCCGCACUGGGCUAACAAAUGCAGUGAGAUGCUUGGCCCGCCAGGCAAAUGGAUCCAGCGUCUGCCGGGGCGGCGUUCGUGGCGGCUCUACAAGUGGAGCCUUUUCCAAUGAGUGCGCCGAAGGAUCAGCCGGCCACCUGUGCGGCGAAUGCCCAGAGUCCUUUGCACGUGGAAGGUACCUCGAGCCUUGUGAACCCUGCUUCGGACACAGCUCUGCCCUGCUGGGCCUUAGCAUGUUGGCAGAGUUGGCAAGGAUGACCGUGUUGAACUUUGGUAUGGCGUGGAUUUCAGCACGCGCGGCUGGAACGACUUUGGCCUUGCAUUCAAUUAUGAUUCGACUUGUCUUGCAUUGGAGACACUCCUGCUCGAUCCUUGAAGAGUUUGAGUUGCAACACUUAGUGGCUUUUCCUUGGUCACAGAGACCGGCCAAUGACCUGAGCGACUGUGCUGGUGGUCAGUGCCAACUCAACUUCCCCUUUCCCCCCGAGGUGGCAGACCUGAUGAGCGGCUUGUUUUCGCUCAUGAACAUUAUUCCUUCAGUCAAUGUGGAGUAUGCCAUGGCAUGUGAGGCUGACGCAUGGUUUCCAGGGAAUGCAGGAGCCAAAAGACUUGUGCCAGCUGUAUAUCACUUGUGCCUUCCGUUGCUUUCAGCUAUGGCCACCCUGCUUUUCUGCGCUGCUUUGGCGUACAUCGUCGUCCCUGUGGGCAGCAAGUGUGGGGUUUUCUUCAACGACGCCGCCCGCAAGCGGCAGAGGUGCAGAUCUCUUGCAGAACGUCUCGCGACGGCCAUCAAGGCUGAAGCAUCUGUCGGCCAUUCACGGCUUUCAGACUACAUGCGCUCGAUAUCUGCAGAAGCCCUGGAAGAAGAGUUCUGGGAUGUUCCCUACGAAGUCGUUGCCCGGAGCAGCACAGACUCGCAGCUGCAAGCAGCUGCGAAUGGCAACCUGAGCGACCAGGUGCUGCAGCGCCUCGUCCUUGGCAGCUUAGCAUGGAAGCUGCGUGGACACUUCGAGGAAGAGGCGAAGAUGCAAGGCCUGCCGGUGAUCGAUGUUGCCGCGGCGGUGGCAAACGGCACUACUCAGUCCAGCUCGCAGCUCCGGGCUACACUCGAAGAUGCUGAGGCGUGUAGUGCGCUGAUGCGAGGCGUGUGCCAAGAGUUGAAGCGUGAGCCAACUCCGAGCAAAGAUGCGACAGAGCUGGACUUUGCAUUUUUCACUCAACGUCCAGGGCCCUUCCAGCUGCUACAUCAAAGUAUGCCAGCGAUCUGGUUGACGCAGAUGGUGCUUUGGCCGAGUUUACUGUCCAAGCUCCUGCAACACAUCCGCUGCUCACCGAUGGUCGAAGAACGCGCCGGCGAGGUGGUCUAUGUGCAGCGCCUGCUCCCACAUCCGGAUGUGGUGUGUUGGCAAGCAGACCACCGUGCCUUGGCUGCCCUGGCUGUUGCCGGACUGGGCUUCUGGUGCAUUGGUCUUCCUUUCUGGCUCUUCCUCAAGAUCUGGAGGCUUCAAGAUCGACAGGAUCCCAACAGCUACAGGAAAUACGGCUUCUUUUUUCAAGGACUCGAGCCGCAGUACUGGUACUGGGACCUCAUCGUCAAGAGAGUGGACCUGUUGCUGAUGCUGCUUGUGGCAAACACGUCACUGGCGGACGAUGACAAUGCCAAGCUGGUACUCUUUCCGUUGAUCUCAGGUUUGCUUCUCGGUGUGACCACAUGGCUGAAGCCCUACACAAACAGCCAGUCUGAGAUCUUGGAUCUUAUGGAGUUUAUCCUGCUGACAACUCGCUUCGUCCUGUUCUCUACCCUAGCUUCGCUUCUGAUCUUCUUUCCAUCUGCAGAAGUUUGUUGGAUUUGGGCCGUCUCCCUGUUGGUGAUGCUUGUUCUGACAGUCGUGUACUCGUCGUUACACAUCAUGGCGCAGGUGGUGCGGAAUGCUGCGUCUCAGAUCUUGUCACAGGAGCACAAGGUUGAACACGUCCAAGAGGAGUUUCAGCUACGUAGCGCCUUCAGACCCAACGUCUUUGACAGAGUUGUCGGUGCUGCCCAGAAGCUCAGGGAGACCUUGUUGCUGUUCAUCCUCCCUUUCUUCCAGCCCAACGAGCGUCUACUCUACAUUUGGUCCUUGUACAUGCAGCGCCCGAAAGUGAUCACGACAGGUGGUGAGUUGUCCCUUCGUUACAGUUGUCUGGCAAAACUGCUGCGAUUAGACCUUGCAACGCAGCAGGAUGCCGUCAGGAAAUCAUACCAUGAGUUUGUGGACACUUGGGGCUCGCAUUUUGAAGGGCAGGAGGUUUUGAACUUCGACAUUCUGUGUGCUCUCGCUGCGUCAGCUCGGACGCUGCCUGCGACCAUCUCCAAUUCUAAGCUGGGCGGCUUUUGGAUGAAGGAGCUCAAGGGGCUGUCAAGCAAAGGUGCCGAGGAGUGGAGGCUGUCAGUCGAUGACCUCCAAAAUACGGUGCAUCGGUUUGGCGCACUUCCGGGCAACAGUGCCCAUGAGUUGAUGAGCUAUGCCCAGGACCUGCUCGAAACUGCGCUUCAGGUUCAGUUGGAUAAAGACUUCUGCUCGGCAGACGACCUGUCGCCAUUGCACGAGGGCUCCGAGGACCCUGGCGCGUCCAAGUCCUCAAAGCCUCCGCCUGAGGAUCCUGAGUGUGCUGAAAGCGUCUCCAUGGUCGUGAAGCUGCCCUCAGAGGAAUCCCUCGUGGAGAUGUAA